AUGGCAAACCUCCAACCCCCAAUUAUCGAUUCUCACAUCCACCUCUUCACUGCCGAACAUCUCCCCUACCUCGCCUGGACAAGCCCUACAAACCCACUGCACUCAGAACACUCAAUCUCGGAAUAUCUUGCUUCUAUCCCGGAAACUCAACGCGAUUCUUUCAAAGGCUUUGUCUUUAUUGAGACCGACCGUGUUCACACGGAGCCAUCACAAGCUGCAAUCGCAAGUAACGACGAAAAGGCUCUAAAGACUUCGUGGGAAUGGACAAUUGAAGAAUUCAACUUUGUCUACAAACUGUCUGAGCAGAAUGAGCUUGUACGGGGAAUUGUGCCUUGGGCCCCGAUGAAUCUGGGGGUUCAGGCGCUUGAGAGGUUUUGGUCACUUCUGGAGCUAGAGGGAGAGAGCAACAAACGUAGAAAGGAAAUGCUGAAGGGCUUCCGGUAUCUGGUACAGGAUAAACCGAAGGGUACGAUCCUGAAGAAGGAAUUCGUAGAUUCGAUGGAAUGGGUUUGGAGAAAGGGACUGGCUGUGGAGAUUGGGGUGGAUGUUAGGAGUGGUGGCAUCUGGCAGCUCGAGGAAGCGGUAUUGGCAAUUGAGAGUAUUGUCAAGAAGGACGUGCCGGAUAACGUUGGUUCCUUUGUGAUUAAUCACCUUUGUAAACCGCCACUAAACACUUCGCCUGCGGACAUACCUUCAUCAGAGAUAUUCAAAGGCUGGUCUGGUCUGCUCACCCGUGUAGCCUCUGCCCACCCCUCAAUUACGAUGAAGCUUUCUGGCAUAUUCUCUGAGCUUCCACACAAUUCCGAGUCCUAUCCAUCAACACAUAGCAAGGAAUCUGUUAUCUUGGAUCUUGUGUCGCCAUGGGUAAAUGAAUUAUUUAACAUAUUUGGAUCGUAUCGUGUUCUUUGGGGAAGUGAUUGGCCAGUUUGCAAACUUGGUUUUGCAGAAAUUUACGCAGACAUUGACGCCGGUAGUGCCGAAGGAGCAUGGGAGACGUGGAGAAGGUUGACUGGAGUUCUGAUGAAGAGAGCGGGUAUAAUGGAGAAGCAAUCGGAGAUGGACUUCAGUUCCGGGGUGUUAUAG
Molecule: messenger RNA, 1083 nt
Organism: Morchella importuna
Lineage: Eukaryota; Fungi; Ascomycota; Pezizomycetes; Pezizales; Morchellaceae
Exons: 3
Coding region: 1-1083 (360 amino acids)
Molecular function (GO): hydrolase activity
Source: RefSeq, a predicted model, not a curated record